AUGACCAGUGUUUUUUCGAAGUUUGCCCCGACGACCCACGGCCGGUCGUUCUACCAAGAGCUACGACGCCGCGGCGAUGAUGUCGAAGACCAAGCCGGACUCUUAGACGAAGAAAACCUAAGUCAUGAUUUUCACGAAUAUGACUUGGAACAUGCCGAAGGUCUAGGGGUAGAAGAGAGCCGCACUAUCUCGGGUGGUGCGGUUGGCCCUACGUCUAGGAGUCGCAGCGGCCAGGAUCGAGAGCACCGGCAUCCGCGCGCAUCUCAGGAGGAAGAUGAAGACAACGAUGUGCCAGCCUCGCUCUUAGUAGAAGCCCACGAAGUAGAUAUGGAGCCCUUGCCAGGGCAGCAGAAGAAAAUGGCCGGAAGGCAAUCCGGCGCUAUCCCCGGACCGUCGCACGCUGGCGCACAGUGGGAAACCGCCCAGAAUCAACAAAGGUUGCAUGAUGAUGGAGCGUUUGGACCGUCUCGGCCCGCUAGUGGCGGUGUUGGGGGCUUGCCGAGCUCUCUGUUCACCGGGAUGGUAUCGGGUAACGCCAAAAAGAAGGCUGAAUGGAGGUGGGCUAACGUCUCAAAUCUCGACAACUUCAUCAAGGACGUCUAUGACUACUACCUGGGAAACGGAAUGGGCUGCAUAUUGGUAGAACGGGCCCUGCAUCUCGUCAACGUUGCCUUUAUCGCCUUCUAUUUGACCUUCCUUUCCCAGUGUGUCAACUACGGCAAAUUCAAGGGCAGCAAGUCCCUUUCCGAGGUUCUCGUCCCGCAAUGCACGAAGCACAUGUCGGCUUGGUGGAAUCUCGGCCUGUGGAUGUUUGCCUUUUACUUCAUAUGGAAAUCGAUUCAAUAUCUUUUAGAUCUCAGGCGCUUACGCAACAUCCGCGAUUUUUACAUCCAUCUCCUUGACAUACCAGACGAGGACAUGCAGACCAUUACGUGGCAGGAAGUCGUCGCCCGUAUAAUGGCGCUUAGGGACCACAACCCCAAGACGGCCACCACGUUAUCCGCAGCACAGCGGCAGUGGCUCGGGAGCCAGUCGAAGGAGAGGCUUGACGCGUCGGACAUUGCGAACCGGUUGAUGAGGCGGGAAAACUAUAUGAUUGCCAUGUUCAACAAGGAUAUCCUGGACCUGAGGGUUCCCGUCCCCUUCCUACGAAACCGACAGCUCCUUACGCGAACGAUGGAGUGGCUUCUUAUGUUCAACAUUCUCGACUUUGUCUUCGACGACAGAGGCCAAGUCAACCAGGAGUUCAUCCGCUCCGAGCGUCGGGCCGAACUCAGUACCAAGCUUCGCGAGAGGUUCCGCUUCACGGGAGCCGUGGUUCUCAUCCUCUCCCCGUUUUUAGUCACCUAUCUUGUGGUCGUUUAUUUCCUAAUGUACUUCCACGAAUUCCACAAGAACCCAUCUGCUCUAGCGUCGCGUAUUUAUACGCCGAUAGCGGAGUGGAAGUUUCGCGAGUUCAAUGAGCUGCCCCAUCUCUUCCGCAAAAGACUCGGGAUGUCUUAUCCAUUUGCUAGCCACUAUUUGGACCAGUUUCCCAAAGCAAAAACCGAGAUGGUGGCCUGGACUGUGGCCUUCAUUUCCGGAUCCCUUGCAUCGGUGCUCGCCCUCGCCUCGAUUAUCGAUUCGGAGUCGUUUGUGCACUUCGAAAUCACACCAGACCGGACUGUCCUCUUCUACGGUGCCAUUCUGACGGCCAUCUGGGCCGCAGCGCGAGGCAGCACCUCGGAAGAGCAGUCCGUGUUUGACCCCGAGUUUGCCAUGCGCAACGUUAUCCAAUACACGCACCACGAGCCGGACCACUGGAAGGAUAGGCUUCAUAGCUCCGACGUCAAGACCGAGUUCUCGGCGCUUUACCAGCCCAAGGCCGUCGUCUUUGUGGAAGAGAUUCUGAGCAUCAUAGCUAUCCCUUUCAUCCUAUGGGGGAACCUCUCACACUCGAGCGACCACAUCAUCGACUUCUUCCGAGAGUUCACCAUCCACGUUGACGGGCUUGGAUACGUCUGCACUUUUGCGGAGUUUGAUUUUAAGAAGGGCAUUGGAAAAGGCAAUGAAGGUGGUGGGGCCGGAGAUAUCAGGGAUGACUACUACUCGACAAAGCACGGGAAGAUGGAGGCGUCUUACUACGGUUUCAUGGGGAAUUAUGCGAAUUUUGCCCUCAACCCCCGGACGGGCACUGCAUCAACGAUGCCACCGGGAGCACGCAAUCAAUUCCGCCCACCUCCAGCUUGGCCGAGUUUGAACUCUCCGCCACCGCCCAUGAUGGACCUUCAAGCAUCCAACCUAGGUCGUGAACGAGGAAUGCGGGGCAUGUCAACAAAAGAUUCCCGGUCUGGGCCGGCCAUAUCCCAAUCAUCGCCCAUGGCAUCUAUUCUACUCGAUCCACACCAUCAUCCACCAAACACUAGUCACACGAACAGAAGUAUACACACCCCCCGCCGACCACGCAGCAGCCGCCAGGGUGUCAUUGAGGAGGCGUUAGAAAAUAGCGACGAGGCCAGCAACGUAGGAGGAUGGCGGCCCGGAGACGAAGAAGCAUACGAAAGUGGCGGAGCUCUUGAGGAGUCGGCAUGGCAGACAUCGCCAGCUAGGACACUCAGCAGAGAAAACAGUGCGGCAGAUGCCCGACGACCACCAGAUGCCGGUGUGGUCCAUAUGAUCCGCCAGUUCAACCAGGCACAAUUAAAUCGGCGACCAGGCGGGGUGCGAUAA
Dichotomopilus funicola is the source of this 2709-nucleotide messenger RNA. Its product is annotated as autophagy protein Apg9-domain-containing protein. The transcript is spliced from 3 exons. Gene Ontology annotation, biological process: autophagy of mitochondrion; nucleophagy; protein localization to phagophore assembly site. Bases 1 to 2709 code for a protein of 902 amino acids. Gene Ontology annotation, cellular component: autophagosome; phagophore assembly site. The record is from RefSeq and is a predicted model, not a curated record. NCBI's taxonomy places the organism in Eukaryota, Fungi, Ascomycota, Sordariomycetes, Sordariales, Chaetomiaceae.